UAUCAUGCGUUUGAUACCAAUAUAUACUAUGGGCAUGAUGGAUCUAUUGUACGAUAAGUGGUGUUAGUCAUGUCGAUGUACCUACUAAAAAGACGUGUCUCACGUCACGUCGUCGUUUGAUCAAUAAUAACUCUAGCAGAAUCGGAAUCUGUAGCUUGUGAAAAUGACUGCUGUUGAAUAGGAAAAGGGAGAUAGGCGGGAGCGGGAGACCAACUUGAAUGGGCUAAAAUCUGAAUAGUGGCCCAUACGUGGUAUAUUUCAACAAUACCAGCCACUAUAGCUUAGGUAAUUCAUGCCCAUUAUUAAUGAGCAUGUCAUUUACAGUGGCUUACAUAGAUUUAUUUCUUCAUUCCUUCUCUCUCAACUCAGCCUAAUAAAAAAUGGCCGAUAUCUUACAACCCUUCACUUCAUCGACUAUACUCAGUACUAUUGGCCUACUUACUAUCUCUACUCUGAUUAUUAAAGCAUUUUCUAUAAUUAGAAUUUAUACCCGCUCCUCUAAGUUGUCUAGAUAUGCGCAUUCGUCUCGGGACGGGGAGCAACCUUGGGCCCUAGUAACAGGCGCAUCUAAUGGCAUAAGCCUCGCUUUGGUUCGGGAGUUAGCUAUCAACGGGUUUAAUGUAAUACUGCAUGGACGAAAUUAUGAAAAGCUCUCUAGGGUAUCAUCCGAGCUUCAGAGCGAAUUUCUCCAAAGAUCGUUCAACCCUCUUGUAGCGGAUGCGAACGCUGUGGCAUGCGUAAAUUGCCUACGGGCUUCUAGGAAUGGCGAACCAGGCGGGUCAGCAGUACUAAACUUCACGGCCAUCAAGCAAAUGCUUAACGGUCUCAAUCUCACUAUGCUCAUAAACAAUGCCGGAGGAAAUCCAGUUGGUCCGAACUUGGUGCCUUUGAAGGAUAAAGCAGAAGAUAGAAGCAUUGAAAAUAUCAGUCUCAACGCCCUAUUUCCGCUACACCUGGCCCGCACGCUUCUCCCCAACUUGAUCCAGAACGCACCAUCGCUCCUCAUCAACAUUGGUGCCAUGUCUGAUCAAGGCUUGCCAAGUUGAUACUAGGGCGCCGAAGCCAAGACGGAAGGAGCAUCGGGCGGCUAAGCGCCAAGGCCCGUUGGUGUAACGGCGAAGAACUGGGGCUUGAGUUGAUUAACCUAAGGUACCUAGCGAUGGCGCGGGCAUCACUGUUUGCUGUUUCCCGUGGCCUCACGAAAAAUGACCGUCGCACCGUUACUUCCUUCGAUACCAGGUUAGUGCAUCGCAACUGCACUCAAGGUCUAGGUAGGCUAUAGUUUCUAGCAAAUUUAGGUACUCACUCCCCACAAAUUUGUUCAAGGGUAAUAACAGCAUUCGUAGGCAGCGACCGGAUGCCUUAGGUA
Messenger RNA from Daldinia vernicosa, 1369 nucleotides. RefSeq lists its product as uncharacterized. Gene Ontology annotation, molecular function: oxidoreductase activity. NCBI's taxonomy places the organism in Eukaryota, Fungi, Ascomycota, Sordariomycetes, Xylariales, Hypoxylaceae. Gene Ontology annotation, cellular component: endoplasmic reticulum. The transcript has a single exon. The record is from RefSeq and is a predicted model, not a curated record. The coding region runs from base 381 to 1046 and encodes 221 amino acids.